This is a messenger RNA of Alosa alosa (allis shad), 760 nucleotides long. RefSeq names its product E3 ubiquitin/ISG15 ligase TRIM25-like. Gene Ontology annotation, molecular function: zinc ion binding. NCBI's taxonomy places the organism in Eukaryota, Metazoa, Chordata, Actinopteri, Clupeiformes, Clupeidae. The record is from RefSeq and is a predicted model, not a curated record.
AAGACAGCGUUGCGGAAUACCUGUUGCCUGUUUCCAAAGACAGAAAGUGCUAAAGGACCGAUUUUUUGGGCCUGCUGAAAUGGCUGAAGCAGGACUAAGCGAUCAGGAUCCAUGUCAGUGUCCGGUGUGCCUGGAUCGGUUGAAAGAACCAGUCACUAUAGCUUGUGGACACAGUUAUUGUAAGAGCUGCAUUAAUGGUUGCUGGAAUCAGGAGGACCAGAAAGGUGUAUAUAGCUGUCCACAGUGCAGAGAGACGUUCAGCCCAAGACCUGUUCUGAAGAAAAACACGGUGUUGGCUGUGCUGGUGGACAAACUGAAGAUUGCGGAGACACAGGAAGCUUCCUCUGGGCCCUGCCUUGCUGGACCAGGAGACGUGGAGUGUGACUUCUGCACAGAGAGAAAGCUCAAGGCGGUCAAAUCUUGCCUGGUGUGUCUGGCGUCUUUCUGUGAAACCCAUGUCCAGCCUCACUAUAAAUCUGCUGCCUUUAAGAAGCACAAGCUGGUCAAGGCGUCUGCACACCUUCAAGAGAAGAUCUGCUCUCAGCACGACCGACUUCUUGAAGUGUUCUGCCGCACUGAUCAGAAAUGUAUCUGCAUGUUGUGCUCCAUGGAUAAACAUAGAAGCCAUGACACAGUCUCAGCAGCAGCAGAAAGGAAUGAGAAACAGAUGCCACUGCAGGAGGCGAGGAAGAAAUCCCAGCAGCAAAUCCAGGACAGAGAAGGAACUGCAGGAGCUGAAAAAGGCUGUGGUGUCUCAUAA